CUCUUGCACGCACACCCACACACUCCCUCUACGAUACUCGUACAGUACUGCCGGUAUCGUACUACCGGUACUGUACUCAACGGGGUGCCGUACUAAAGCUACAUUACCACACUUUACCCGCUACCGGUACUUGUCAUACCGCUCGUGCAAGAAGAUCGGGACACCUGCAAAAUAAUAGGGGCAAAGAUAGGACUUUCCCCCAUAUUUUGGAUCAAGCAAAUUUUUCUCCAGCCAAAGCGGGAUAAUAAUACCAGUGUCAUUGUUACGUUGUUCCUAGAUUCCCCCGAAAGGGCCUCGAAAAUCGGACGAACUCUCUUGUCUUCUUUCCCUCCCUUUCCUCCCCCUUCUGGUACCUCGAAAUUGAGUUCGUUCGCCACCGCCUGCACUGCACAACGCAUUAACUGUCGCAAUGCAGCUUCCACUGCUCCCUCCGUCCUUAACGACGAAGAAACCCCCUCCACAAUGGGACCCUUUUACUCCCAUGGUUACGGGCCUCUCCAAGAGCGCUUGUAUACAUCCCAUUCAUACAAUCGUGAUAAUAGCUCUUUUGGCCUCAACCACCUAUAUUUCGCUUCUCGAGAAUAGCUUGUUCGAGAGAAGUGGGAAGAAUUGGUUCGGAUGUGCAAAGAGAGGGGCACUCCUUGAUGGAAGUGUUCGAGUUGGCCUCGGCGAGGAAACUCAAUGGAAAUGGAAGGAGAUUGGAAAUCGGGCUAUGGAAGAUAAGUCUGCUAUGGAAUUGGCUCUUUUGACCCUUUCAUUCCCCGUAGGAUCAAAGUUUUCGGUGUUGGUACCUUCCAACAGCUCGGCAAUUGCUCUUCCCUCGGGUCUCUCGUCCGCCGUUUAUGCCAUUCCCCACUCCGAGCUUAACACCUUCGUGGACUCGGUUGCCGAAUUGCCGGCUGCCGACGGCCAUGAUAAUCAGGGUCGUCGUCGUCGCUGGGUUCAGGUUGGGCUAGACCACACAGGGAGGGGUUGGGCGGAGAAGAUUCAUGAAUCCGCAAACAGCUUUAUCGAGCAUGUCAAGAACGCGGAGCCACUUGAUAUUGCCAUCGUGUUCCUUGGAUACUUGUCCAUGCACUUGACAUUUUUGUCGUUGUUCAUGUCUAUGCGACGUUUGGGAUCCAACUUCUGGUUGGCGACGACUGUACUUUUUUCUUCGACCUUUGCCUUCCUUUUUGCCUCUAUCGCAACUCACAAGAUGGGAGUUCCGAUUAACAUGAUUCUCCUUUCCGAAGGUCUCCCCUUUUUGGUUGUCACUAUCGGAUUCGAAAAACCUAUCAUCCUGACUAGAGCUGUUCUCGAGGCUUCACAGAAGAAGGCUAGACAGGCUGGUUCUUCAAAUGCUGCGCCUAUCCAGGCAGCCAUCGUGGCCGCUGUUCGGGAUAAGGGCUUUGAGAUUGUUCGUGAUUACAUAAUCGAAAUCAUUAUUCUCUCUCUUGGAGCUGCGUCUGGUGUGCAGGGUGGAUUACGACAGUUCUGUUUCUUGGCUGCAUGGAUUUUGGCUUUCGAUUGCAUCCUUCUAUUCACCUUUUACACCGCCAUCCUCGUCAUUAAGCUCGAGAUCAACAGAAUUAAGCGUCACGUGGCUCUCCGUAAGGCACUUGAGGAAGAUGGCGUCAGCAGGAGGGUUGCCGAGAACGUGGAAGAUGCUGGAGUGUUCGGAAACCGUGUUCGGGAUUCAAGUGUUGGAAAGUUUAAGGUUUUGAUGGUCACUGGAUUCGUUCUGGUCAAUAUCUUCAACCUAUGCACCCUUCCCUUCAGGGAUAACUCGAGUUCGACCGUUAUUGCUACGGAAAAGCAGCCCGUCAAUGUUGACUGGACCCUUGCUGGCGCAUCAUUGGAGAGUAUGAUUUCCGACAAGGUCCCAAUGGUAGUUGAAAGUUUGCUGAGGAGCUUGGAAGACCCUGUCUUGAGUAAAUGGAUCUUUGUGGCGCUUGCAAUGAGCUUGGUUCUUAAUGGAUACCUCUUCAAUGCCGCAAGGUGGAGUGUCAAGGAGACCGGCCAUAGUCGGGAAUAUGAAGCCAGCACUACAGCCAAUGGAUUGGUCGAUAUGGCUAUGGCACCCUCCGUGGAAACCGGGAACGAAGUUGGUAGAACGCUCGUCGAAUGUGAGGAAAUGCUCAAGGAAAAGCGCGCGAGGGAGCUCAACGACGCAGAGCUUGUGGAAUUGUCUCUCCGCGGAAAGAUCCCCGGCUAUGCCUUGGAAAAGACUCUUGCAGACACUGGUCGCGCGGUCCGCAUUCGGCGAUCUGUCAUUUCAAGGACGCCUGCUACUAUGGACAAAACUGGCCUUUUGGAACGCUCCCUUCUACCCCACGAACAUUACGACUACGAUAGAGUUCUUGGCGCUUGCUGUGAAAACGUUAUUGGCUAUAUGCCUCUUCCAGUUGGUAUUGCCGGUCCUUUGAACAUCGAUGGUGAAAUUUUCUAUCUCCCUAUGGCUACAACUGAGGGUGUUUUGGUCGCCAGUACUUCCCGUGGAUGCAAGGCUAUCAAUGCCGGCGGUGGGGCUGUUACCGUCUUGACUGGAGAUGGGAUGACCAGAGGACCUGUUGUCGAAUUCCCGAGCGUUCGUAGAGCCGGUGCUGCCAAGAACUGGAUCGAUUCCGAAGAAGGACAGAGGAGACUCAAGAAGGCUUUCGACUCCACUUCUAGAUUUGCUAGACUUCAAACUAUCAAGACUGCUCUUGCCGGAACCUAUCUUUUCAUCAGGUUCCGAACUACCACCGGCGACGCCAUGGGUAUGAACAUGAUUUCUAAGGGAGUCGAGUAUGCCCUGCACGUUAUGAGCACAGAAUGUGGAUUUGACGACAUGUUCAUUGUCUCUGUUUCCGGAAACUAUUGCACUGACAAGAAGCCCGCCGCUAUUAACUGGAUCGAGGGACGCGGUAAGAGUGUCGUCGCUGAGGCUAUCAUCCCUGCUGCUGUUGUCAAGAGUGUCCUCAAGAGCGAUGUCAAUGCUUUGGUUGAGCUGAAUAUCUCGAAGAACUUGAUUGGUAGUGCAAUGGCUGGAAGUGUUGGUGGCUUUAACGCUCACGCUGCCAACAUCGUCACCGCUGUCUUCUUGGCCACUGGACAAGAUCCCGCACAGAACGUCGAAUCCUCCAACUGUAUCACUGUCAUGAAGAGGACUGCUGAAGGUGCUCUCCAAAUUUCGGUCUCUAUGCCUUCGAUCGAAGUUGGUACCAUCGGUGGUGGUACUAUUCUUGAGCCCCAGGGCGCCAUGCUUGACCUUUUGGGCGUCCGCGGAGCCCAUCAGACAAACCCUGGAGAUAACGCUCGUAAACUCGCACGGAUUGUUGCUGCUGCGGUUUUGGCUGGAGAGCUCAGCUUGUGCUCAGCUCUUGCUGCAGGCCACCUUGUGAAGAGCCAUAUGGCGCAUAAUAGAAGUGCACCCACUUCCCGUGCUACUACACCUGUGCCUACUGAAAAGGCUCCACUUGCAGGACUAACUAUGACCACGAUGAGAUAGAAGCUUGAAAUACCCCAUUAUAAAGCGAGCGAAGGCGUUGGUGUAUAGCUAUGAUACAUUUUACCGGACCAUCUGCCCUAGGUCACGUUUCUUUCGUUUUCCAUGUUUUUCCUUCAUACCAAGUAGAGGGUUCUACCCCGGGCUAAUUUUCCUCGUUUCCUUCUUAUCUUGAGCGUUUUUACACUGCAUGUGCACAGGUUCCCAGUCUUUUGCUAGGAGCAAUGAUAUGAAAGUGGGAGUUGGGAUGGCGUUCCAUUUCUACUGUAUAUGUUUUCUUUUUCCUUUCUUGAUAGAGAUGAACUAGCUUUGGUAUUUAAUAUCCAGGAGUGAGAGGGGUUGGAAUAAUUUCACGUCGGCGAGUGGUUUGUGAGCUGUGAGCUGUGGGGGGAUUCUGGUAGCCUUGGAUAUGAAUUCAACGACAUUGCGUGCGAACGGCGUUUUAAUA
Tuber melanosporum (Perigord truffle) is the source of this 3917-nucleotide messenger RNA. RefSeq lists its product as uncharacterized. Gene Ontology annotation, molecular function: hydroxymethylglutaryl-CoA reductase (NADPH) activity; protein binding. Gene Ontology annotation, biological process: coenzyme A metabolic process; ergosterol biosynthetic process; isoprenoid biosynthetic process. The record is from RefSeq and is a predicted model, not a curated record. The transcript has 8 exons. Gene Ontology annotation, cellular component: endoplasmic reticulum membrane; peroxisomal membrane. NCBI's taxonomy places the organism in Eukaryota, Fungi, Ascomycota, Pezizomycetes, Pezizales, Tuberaceae. The coding region runs from base 410 to 3472 and encodes 1020 amino acids.